Messenger RNA from Priapulus caudatus, 473 nucleotides. Its product is annotated as protein FAM193B-like. Lineage: Eukaryota; Metazoa; Priapulida; Priapulimorpha; Priapulimorphida; Priapulidae. The transcript has a single exon. The record is from RefSeq and is a predicted model, not a curated record. The annotation marks the transcript as partial.
AUGCCACUGCCUGCAUUCCACUGCCUGCAUUCCACUGCCAUCAUCUUACUGCCAGCAUCCCAGCAUCCCAAUCCCAGCAUCCCAGUGCCAGCAUCCCAAUGCCUGCAUCCUGUUGCCAGCAUCCCGCUACCAGCAUCCCGCUGCCAGCAUCCCAGCAUUUCCACUGCCAGCAUGCCACUGCCAGCAUCCCCACUGCCAGCAUGCCAUUGCCUGCAUCCUACUGCCAGCAUUGCACUGCCAGCAUGUCACUACCAGCAUGCCCACUGCCAGCAUCCCACUGCCAGCAUGCCAGCAUCUCCACUGCCAGCAUCCCAGCAUCCCUCUGCAAGUCUGCCAGCAUCCCUCGGCCAGCAUCCCUCUGCCAGUCUGCCUGCAUACCACUGCCAGCAUCUCUCCGCCAGCAUUCUUCCGCCGUCGUCUGCAAACUACAGGUGUUCGUCUGCGUUAUUGAGCCCCGCGCUGUCGAAUCCCAG